AAAACAUGGCGGGCGAGUUAUAAGAUUAUUAAAAAUUCAAAAUAUCAAAUUCUAAUAAAAUGGGUGAAAGUUCUAUGAGCUGUACUUCUAGGGUCUAUGUAGCAGAUUCAGAUGACAGUGAUAACGAGGGAGGUCUCGGGAAUGUUGAGAGAGUAGUUAUGCGUCCUCCCGGACACUCAGGAAAGGCUAAGAAGGGGCAUCUAUGUUUUGAUGCUAUUUAUGAAACAGGAAACCUUGGUCGAGUUGAUUUCAUUAAUGAUUAUGAAUAUGAUUUGUUUAUCAGACCAGAUACAUGCAACCCAAGAUACAGGUUUUGGUUUAAUUUCUCUGUGGAAAAUGUUCACGUGGAUCAAAGAAUUAUCUUCAACAUUGUUAAUAUCAGUAAAACAAGAAACCUGUUCGCCAAGGGAAUGACACCGAUUGUGCGCUCAACAUCAAGACCUAAAUGGCAACGUAUUCCUCGUGAGAAUGUUUAUUAUUACAAGUCCCCAGAGCACAGCAAUAAUUUCGUCUUAUCCUUCGCAUUUGCUUUUGACAGGGAUGAGGAAAGGUAUCAAUUUUCUUGUUGCUAUCCCUACUCAUAUUCAAGACUACAGUUGUAUAUUGAUGAAAUAUUAGCGAAGAAACCAACUCUUGUUACAAGGGAAGUAAUAUCAAAAUCUAUCAAGGGGAGAAAUCUAGAUCUUUUGACUAUAACGGAGCCAAAUGCAAUAACCGAGGAGCCUGUAAAGAAGAGGAUAGUAAUGGUGCUCGGGAGGCAACAUCCGGGAGAAAGUCCGUCUUCGUUUGUUGUUCAAGGCUUAAUUGAUUUCCUUUUGUCUAAGCAUAACAUUGCAAAGGAACUUAGAGAAAAACUUAUUUUUAAGAUAAUUCCCAUGAUGAAUCCUGACGGUGUUUUCCUCGGAAACUACCGGGGUUCUUUAAUAGGAACUGAUCUAAACCGUGUAUGGCAUGAGUCUGAUGAGCAUGUGAAUCCAACAGUGUUUGCAGUUGAUCAGCUUAUUCAAUCUUUAUCUAAAUCUAAGGAGACUCCCCUGGAUUUUGUGUUAGAUAUUCACAUCUCUAACACGAUGCUUGGUCUUUUUAUUCUAGGCAAUGCAUUCGACAGUGUUUUCAGAAAUGAGCGUCAUAUUGUUUUCCCUAAGAUGAUGGCUCAAAAUUGUAAAGAUUUUAGUCAUGAGAAUACAAUGUACAACAAGGAUCCUGAUAAACAAGGAACCGCCCGGAGACAUCUAGCGGAAACAAUUGAAUCUCAAGACACAAACGUUUAUUCUGUUGAGGUGUCAAUGUAUGGGUAUAAACCUGAUCCAAAAUCAAAUGAAAUUAUACCCUACACUGAGGAAAAUUGUGAGUAUACUUUCUUUUAA
Messenger RNA from Eurytemora carolleeae, 1367 nucleotides. Its product is annotated as cytosolic carboxypeptidase 6. Gene Ontology annotation, molecular function: zinc ion binding; metallocarboxypeptidase activity. The transcript is spliced from 18 exons. NCBI's taxonomy places the organism in Eukaryota, Metazoa, Arthropoda, Copepoda, Calanoida, Temoridae. The record is from RefSeq and is a predicted model, not a curated record. The coding region runs from base 60 to 1367 and encodes 435 amino acids. Gene Ontology annotation, biological process: proteolysis.